Messenger RNA from Pocillopora meandrina, 8602 nucleotides. The record is from the annotation of a GenBank genome assembly. NCBI's taxonomy places the organism in Eukaryota, Metazoa, Cnidaria, Anthozoa, Scleractinia, Pocilloporidae.
CUUCAAGUGCCUUCUGAGAGGAGACGUAUCCAAUUUCAUUUUAGGGCCUUUCGUACGACUGUCAUUUGUCACGCGCGGUUGGCGCCAGCCAAGGAAAACCUUCAUCGUGCAGGUUUUUCUUUGGUUGUGCGUUUCCGAGACUCCAAAUUUCCGCUUUGGAUUCGCACCUUUUCAUUAAAGAAGGCGUAUCCCAACAUAACAAAAUUCUUUCCUUGAUAUUAGGCCAACAUAUCCCAUCGUAUUGACCCACGAAUCGCUGUUGUAUUCGUUUGUAUCGUGGUGAGUUCAACCAAAUACAAUAUGGCGCUGUUACGGUAUACAUGGGUAGUUCUUCUGCUCGCCGGCGUUACUAGUGCUUUGACUGGAAUUCGCCUCAGAGGAGGGAAGCAUCAGCACGAAGGUCGGGUUGAAAUUGAACAUGAUGGACAGUGGAAAGCAGUAUGUGACCAUGGAUGGAACAAAUACGCAGCUAGAGUGGUAUGCCGAAUGCUUGGGUUUCCAGACAUGCUGCGGUACACAAAAGGGUUAGUUGCACAAUUGUUUUCCACCUAAGUUGUCUGCGGGUUUGUUAUUACUCAAAUCGUACAAAGAAUGGUUUUCGAAUAUUUCGAGGAUUUUAGUAGUGCUUGCGAAGAUAUAUCCUUGUUGAGCAAGUUCUGCUGACACCAUGCAAACCAGCGCUGGCUUUUCGAAGGUUCUGGCCUCAUUCUACGAGAUUCUAAUCUACCUCACCGUACACCCUUGGAUCUUGGAAGUCGAAUUGUCUAAUUUCAUUAUUUUUAGCUCCUUUCUAGAAACAAAUUAUUACAUAAUGUAGUAGAUACGCCGGCUAAAGCAUGCAAACUCAAUGAACAGACUAAUUAUCGUACAUCAAAACCACAUGCACCCAGGGUUUUCCGAUUACGUUAGUGUCUCGAGCAGUUUUAGCUUACAUUAUAUUUAUUAUUUAUUUAUAUAGUACGUCAUAAAAUCUCGCGCCAUUACGCGAUAGGGACAAUCGCCCUUUUGUUUUAAUCAAGACAUUCCAGCUGCUCUGUAGAUUCAAAACAAUCAUGGCACAGAUUACUUUCUCAUUUCCUCCGCGAAUCGUUUCAUACUUCUCAUUGGAUGGAUCGAGUCAAGGUUUAUUUUUUUGUACUUUUAUUAACAGUUGAACUUAAAAAAGUCUUCAGAAUACUUUUUGGUUAUAAAAAAAGAUAAAUGCUCCUUUCAAUUCCCUUUGAAGAAUAAUGCUUUGCGGCACAAGAAAGAAAGAAAAAGCUAUGCUUUGUAAUGUUCUAACCGGCCUUCCUUAAAUUUUCUUUUCUUUUUAUUUUUAAGUCAGUCAUCAGGUGCUUUGCGUUUCCGUCAAUUUAUCUAAAUGUGGUUUGAACAAAUAUUGUCACUUAGAUGUCCGAACCACAUUAAUUUUCCAUUGGUGACGUAAUUUUUCCCUUUGAAGUCUAAUAGAACAUAGGUAAGAACAAAUCAAUGUAGUCUUACUGUUUUAUGUGAAUUCCACCUGUAGAAUGAACAAAGCAGGUUUCGGUUUUCAGUGUGCCCUUAUUCGCUGCUCAAAUAUAGCAUGUUACGUCAUCAUGUUGACGUAAAAAAAGAAAAAAAAAAAAAGAACCGAUUUUCUAUCUAACGGCUCUUUUUUCAGGCCGGCAAUACCGGAAGCAUACCAUGCUUUUCAAAGACAAUGGUUGGAGAUGUACCAACUUUGUUCAUUGUUUAUUGUUUGAAACCGUUACUCGAAAAUUCCGUUCUUAAUUAGAUAUGCUAGAGCUCGGAAGUACGAUGCUUUCAUCCUCCCCCGCAAGGAGUUCACUGGAAGAAGUUUGUCUUUCUCUUCCUUUGUAAACUCGCCAGGGAUAUGUAUAUGCCGGAGUUGGGUUUCUGUUAAAUUUGUUUUUAACAAAACAAUUGUAGGAAGAAUUUUUUUGGCUUUCAUAUUUUUCAAUCAUUUUUUUGUAAAAGAGCGGGCGUGUUUCGAGCUCAGAAACCAGAUAAAUGAACAGCUCUUUGUAUGUUCGCUAUAUUUUGUUGUUUUGAAGGCAAGGGCAGCGAUACAGGAAUGAAGCAUGAGUCGAAUGAAAGCACUGGUUUAUGACCCUUUUUCCAAAAGGCCGCUUUUUCGCAUGUAAGCUGCCCUUGUUCGCUCUCAGUAAUUUCUAAAUACAAUUCUACAAAGAACUGUGCUUUCCUGCUCAAUAAAACAGCGCCUUACAAAAUGUCUUCUUAUCAACAGGAUUGUAAAGAGCAUUAUCAUUUUUUAAAUCUAGCGCCUCUCAUUAUUUUUUGUCAAGCCUAUGCAGUGGAGCACCAGUUAAGAGAAGUCAUAUUCUUGAAGCAUGACAAUCAAAGCUGAUGGAAUCCAUGGAAUAUUAAUCAGCGAACAAAAUAAUUAUCACUGGCACGAAUUACCGAAUGCAUUUAUCAAAUACCUUACAUAGGUUGCUUGAUCUGAAACGUCUCUCUCUGAAAGUGUCUCAUUCAUUCACUUCCAUUUUUAAGACAAGACAGAUUUGGCCAAAUAACUUACAACUACUGGUUAGACGAUGUCAGAUGUCGAGGAGAUGAAGAAUCUAUCGAGCAGUGUUCGCACAGGGAAUGGGGGAAACACAACUGCCGUAGAUAUAACCAGGCUGGUGUAGUUUGUAAACUGGGUUUGACUGACAGUGUGACUUUUGCGGAGCCACCAAAAUCCAUAAAUAAGGUAAGAAAUAAUCACAUAUAUGGACCGAGAUUCUAAAUCGAUCGGCUCUGAAUAACAAAGUGCUUUUGGUCGUGUGAUUUUCACCCUCCGCGCCUUAACAAGCAAUCAAGAGCUUCCUUAGUCAUUUCCUAUUUUCUCGUGACCUUAAUGUGGGAUUCGGGGGUGACAUUGUUAGGGAAGAUCAAAUGCUAAUCGAUCACUCCUAGAGUUUGUGUUAGAAAGAAAAACAAAUAUGCCUAUGAGUACUUACAAACUGUUCACUGUUAACAGUAAUUAAAGUUACACUCAUUUCUCUAUGUACUCGAGUAACAACUCAUCAUGUCCAUCGCAGGUUUUGAGCUUGAAAGUCAGGUUACAAGGCCCAGUUGUUGAUGAUUACAUAUCAGAAGGUGUCGUCCAAGUAGAGCACGAGGGAAAGUGGGGUUAUAUUUGUCCUUCUCAAUGGACUCAAUUUAACUCGUACGUGCUGUGCGGCCAGCUUGGAUUUCCUGACGCUGAGGAACUCGAGUCCCAUACGAAAACCAUCCAAGAUUUGGAGCCCGUCUAUUGGCUGGACCAGGUGACGUGCAGAGGAUGGGAGUCAUCGAUUGUGUCUUGUGACCAUUCAGGGUGGGGACCUAAGCAGUGUGAGGAGGGAGGGGCAGUGAGGAUUGAAUGUACCAGGAGACGAGAAGAUAAGGUUAGUUGAUCACAACACUUUAUAGUAGAAGGUCAGGCCAUAAUUAAUAAGCCAAUUAUGUUGAUUUUCAAAUCAAAAGCUCGAAUAGUCAGCCUCAGUUUUACAGGGUGUCUCAUCCUCUCCCCUCGCUAAUGAGUCGGAAGGAGAGAGAGUCUGUGAACAAGAUUACGCAGUCGAGUGUGUGCUCCAUGGACAAAGACCUAGCUUUAAGCAUUAUGUAUGAAAAUCUCCAGCUUAUUAUUAUUUGGGUAUGGAAGGGUCUCAAGAAAAGUCUGUAAUUGGAGAGCCUUAUGCAAUGUCAACCUUCAUUUGUUUAAAGUGAGGUCAUAAUGUAUUUUUCUCGUCAAGCCACACUCCAUUCGCCUUCGAAGUGGUGCCCAGAUGUCCGAGGGGCGCGUAGAGAUCAAGUACAAAGGGUCUUGGGGAACUGUAUGUGAUGAUCAUUGGACACUUAAGGAAGCAAAUAUUGUCUGCAGGUCAUUGGGAUUCGGUUCUGCGGCAGCAGCAACGAAGGCAGCGCAUUAUGGCAAGGGUGUGGGAAAGGUGAGUAGUUGAAUUUAACUAUUAUAAUAACUGACUCUGUAAAUCACGUGUGAUAGUUUUGAGAAUUACACUCUUGGAUAAAAAGGAAAUGUUUGCAACGGAGUCGAGGAGUUUUGAUUUGCCAUCGUUUCUCCCGCUGUUAUGAGCACAAAGAGACGAUAAGCAUCAGUUUUUGUUUAAGUGGGUUGUCGGUCCAUUGCAGGCCACUCUCUGGAUCCUUCAGCGUUUCGCUCAGAUUUCGUUGCAGUUACACUCCUUGGCGAGAGUAAGAGUACUGUUGGAGUAAAUGUUUGUCCCCAAACAACGAUACUAUGACUGAGCACGAGAUUAAACGCGAGAGAGUGAAUCUUAGAGUAAACUGAAUUGUUCCUGAUGUUUGAGGUCGCUAUGGUUGUUACAUAGGAAAUCGUCAAAAGGAAUGAAUUUCUCGUAAACAUAAACAACAGUAGCAACAGCAGUAACAACAACGACACCAAAACAAGUAAAUCUCAACGGCUCCUUCUGCAUCCUACCUGAUUUCCAUGAAAUAUUCUAUUUCAGGAGGGAUCAUUUACAGGCCAAUUUUCAGGAAAAAAAUAUUUUUUAUGAUGUGUACGGUGUUUUUUGUUACAGAUCAUGCUCGAUAAUGUUCGCUGCGAAGGAAGCGAGCGUAGUAUAACCCAGUGUCGUCACCACGACUGGUACAAAACAAAUUGUGAUCAUUAUGAAGAUGCGGGCGUCAAAUGCCACGCCCCAGAGCUUCAAGGUCACCAGGUAAAUAAUUCCCGCACCACUGAGUGGAACUUCGUUUUACUUACUAAAAGGCAGCUUUUAAGCAACUCCCUUAAAUAAAAUUACCACUAGUUAUUAAACUUUACUCAAACAUCAGCCCUUAAAAGAGGCCAUCAUUACAAUUCCCUAAUUUAUGUAAAAAUGCAACAAUUUAUAAAACGAGGAAAUAACGACUUCGAAUACACCGCUAUUGUUAUCCAAUGAAAAUACGGAAAUGAACUAAUACUUAUAGACGAGGAUCCACUUUAGAUCUUAGGAUUUCAUUGAUGGUUGCAUUGUCACCAUCGGGCCUAUUUCUUUUGGCUUCACUCAUUGUUUUAAUGUUAUUUUGGAAGUUUUAUAUUCGUUGGCUAUUCGAUGUCACUUUUAAUUUCUUUGAUUUUUUUCAUAUACCUUAAGAUAAAAUGACAAGCGAAGCUCUUUGGCUGUCAUAACUAAUUUUUCAUCCUAAUGAGGCCUGAAAUGCUCCUCUCUUUUAACAGAUCAGGCUUAGUGGUGGUGGUAGCAUUUCCGAGGGUCGCGUUGAAGUCUUCCAUGAUGGCAAAUGGGGAACCGUUUGUGCUGAUGGAUGGGGAAUAGAGGAAGCCAUGACAGUUUGCCGACAGUUGAAUCUCGGAUUUGCUAGCCAAGCUGUUAUCGAAGGUAACUUUGGGGGAGAAGUUCUUCCAGCCAUUUUAUCUGGAGUUCAAUGUCGAGUGGACGCGAUAUCCAUUUACAACUGCGAGCAUGACGAGUUCGCGAACACCAAAUGCAGCAGCAAAGGCAAAGUAGCUGGCGUCGUUUGUGUUGACGGUAAGGCGUGACUAAUUUAAUAUUGUGUAAUAUUUAAGGGGUUACUUACAUUUUAGUGAUUUGCUUGUAGUUAACACGAUUUGAAUUCAAAGUUCGAAGAUAUUUGGGUUUUAGCUAUCGCGUUGAGUUUCCUAUGGUGAUUGUCUCGUCUAACUUCCAUUAGUUGACUUGCACAGUUUGUCCACUGACUCUACCUUGGACCCACAUAAAAGUUUUUGUUUUGGCCUUGGCAGUCAAAGUUUACUUGUUUGAUUGGAUAUUAAAUUGAGUCGAUUUUACAUUUGUAAACUUCUUGUCAAAGGGUUAUUGUUCUGAUAACGAAUGUUUAAUCUUCGAAGGUCAGUGGGCCCGCAUACCUACUCAUGCCUGCCGAUAGUAAAUAUAAAAGCGUGUACUACAGAGUUCGUAAUCAAUGUCAAUCAGAGUAAGAGUCGGUCGACCAGAGUAACUCAGAGUAAGCAAGAACCGAUCAGUCAGUCAGAGUCAAGAGUGGUUGAAGGGGGAAGAAGUAAUAGAAAUUAAUUGUGCAGUAGGUAGAAUUUAUCAGAGAGCGAAGACUAAAGAAGACUGAAAGACUAAGCACGGUGCGCUCUGCAGCUGGUUUCCCCCAAAACACGCGCUAACGGAAGGAUCAAUAUUUAAUAAAAUUUGUAUUUUGACACAACCUCCUUACCAAACCACGGAAACCUUAAUACAGAGUUAAAAGAAUAUGAUGGACAAAGCCAAAGAAUGCCUUCAACAAAUAAGAUUAAGGUUUUAAAAAAGGCUACUGCGGUGUUGAUGCCAUUUUAAAUUCUGCCUGGCUAGUUUUCAUGAUCCGACAAGCAGAUGUUUAUGCACCGAGAACCUUUUUCCAUUUUCUUCCACAGCUCUUCCUGAUAUAGUGCCUGAUGUGGAAUUGCUACGAAAAGACAUGAAGAUGCAGAGUAUUCCUAUGGAAUACUUGAGGUGCUCUCUAGAAGAGAACUGCCUUUCAGACUCUGCUAAUUACAUCCGGUAAAAAUUAAACCUAGUUUAACAAAUCAAAAGAGAAAACAAAACAAACAGAAAACAAACAAACAAAAAAGUUAUUGGCGGUCUCAACAUUGCUUGCUUUCAAACAAGAGAGAUCAGAAGACAAUUUCAUAAGAUUGGAACGGCUUUAAAAGCGUUUUCCCUCUGAAAUGGCACUGAUAGCGAAGACAUUAGAGAACUUAAGCAGAGUCCGAACGAUUUUGAGACGCGGACUGAACUGGGAGACGAAUAAAACUAAUUCCGAUGCGCUUUGACGCUCAUGUAUCGACGGUGAGGUCGUUUUAGUAUUUAAACCAAACUUUGCUGACCAAAAAAGGUGUAGUGAACAUCAGGAGCGAGACCUUUAAACUUCUGGCUGCCGUCCGCGUCUCAAAAAGGUUUGGGCUAAUGGCUUUUAUCAGCGGGAACGUCUUGGUCGCUUCUACAUUAUUCUAAACCUACCUAGUCGAUCAAACUGAUGACAAAGUGAGAGGUCACACUGAAGUUACAUCUACUUCUACCAAUAAACUGCAGUGGCAACCGCUUUAAAUUUGUUCCAUGAAUACUUACAAGGAGGUCUUUGUUGACGCUACGCGUAAGUGGUAUGUUAAGCUUUCCUUUCCUACUGAAAAUGAGAACAAAUUAGACGUCAGGUGAUUCGUCCUUAAUUCAAGUCGAACUACGAGUUAAAGUUUACCUUGGUUCCGAGGUAGACGACCUGUCUCACUUGCUACCUGAUAGAGAAUUCAUUUCAUUUGUGUCUCACCUAAAUGAAGUUCCCUCUUCCACUCAGAUUUAAAGAUGAACAGAUCGAGAUUCCAUUUGUUCUACUCGAAUUUCAGAAAUCCAGGAUACCAUUCAAGGCGUCUUUUGAGAUUCAGUGUCAAAAUUGAAAAUCAAGGAUUGGCGGAUUUCAGACCGAAUUUUCCCAAGUCUGAGUGGCAGUGGCAUAAGUGUCAUAAGCAUUACCACUCUAUGGAGACCUUCACCACUUAUGAUCUCAUCGGUAAGUUUAAUCCAUUAUCUCCCAGGAUCUUAGUGGUAAUUCUCCUUACUGUCUGCCAUACAAUUCUUAUGAUGCUAGUUUGGAGAAUUUGGUAUUGGAUCAACUAAUUACCCCGUUAAUUGAUAUUUUUCUCUCUUCUCAUUACUUGUCUGUUGGAUUCUGUAAGGACGAAAUGGUUACUCGUGAGAGCUUAAGGGUUUGUUGGAUAGUUCCCUUAGGUUUUGAAAUCCAACAAUUUGAUUGGUCUCAAGCCAUAUCUGACACUAUAAGAACGAAGGUUAAAAUCCAAACAGUUUAAUUUUUCUUCCAUGAUGUUUGUUUUCUGAAUUUCAAUUUUGGAAUACAGCUGUCAGUGAUUUGUUGCAAUGAGGUAUUUUAAAAGAAUUUUACUUCCUGUAGAGCAUUAAAGUUAAUAUAUUUUUAAUCUCAUUAAGAUAAGGAUUCAGGAGAGAAAGUUGCUCAAGGCCACAAGGCUAGCUUCUGCCUCGAGGACACAAUGUGCGAUCCAGGCUAUGACAAGAAAUUUAACUGUUCUGAAGAGGGCGGUCAGGGGAUUUCUCCGGGCUGUUACGACAUUUACAACUGGAAAAUUGACUGCCAGUGGGUGGACUGCUCGGACUUCCCACACGGAUCAUUUUAUUUGAGAGUACAUCUGAACCCCGGCAACCAAGUGGCUGAAUCAGAUUUCAGGAACAACGUGGCGAAGUGUUCCGUGUAUGACUACGGAAAUUAUAUCGUCACAAGCAAGUGCAAAAUCGGUGAGUCGUUCACAGUUUACAUUGCUUUAAAAUGAUACAGAUGUCGGUCGACAUGUCUCGAUAUUUGGAAAUUCUGAUAAAUUUCUAGCACGUGAACUUUCAUAGAGCAUACAACAUAUUUACGAAAUGCUCUCCAAGACUACCUUGCCAUAUGAUACGUGAUUUAUGCAAAGUGCAGCAGAGAGUCUGUACUUCUCAAUUUAAGAUAGGAUGAAUUAUUUCUUUCCUGCUGCGUUUCGUAGAGGAUUGUGACAGCGGUGUGGACACCCAUGGCGGGAAUUCAGCUGGAAAUUGCUGUGUUUUUCCAUUCCGGUACAACCGUAAACUGUACCACGACUGUACAAUGGACGGCUACACUUUGA